AUGUCAAGUUUUGGAUUGUGGGUCAAACAAAGAUUUACACUUGACAAAACAGAAGAAACUGCUGGAAAUCAAUGGGUUAAAAUUGAAAAGAAAACUCAUUACAAAGCUUCUAUAGAAAUAGACAACUUGAACACAAAAAAUAUUAAUAGAAAAUGUCAUUUAGUAGAAAAUAAAUUAUCAGAAUUAGGCCCAUGGAGAAUAGCUGAUGUAGAGUUAAAAGAAGAAUUGGAUGAGAAUACAAUUUUAAACCAAUGGUCAAUAAGGAUUCAAAAAGAUGAUGUUAAAAUGCCAUAA
Entrophospora sp. SA101 is the source of this 294-nucleotide messenger RNA. The record is from the annotation of a GenBank genome assembly. Lineage: Eukaryota; Fungi; Glomeromycota; Glomeromycetes; Entrophosporales; Entrophosporaceae.